Messenger RNA from Exophiala mesophila, 999 nucleotides. RefSeq lists its product as uncharacterized. The transcript has a single exon. Gene Ontology annotation, cellular component: Mis6-Sim4 complex. The record is from RefSeq and is a predicted model, not a curated record. Lineage: Eukaryota; Fungi; Ascomycota; Eurotiomycetes; Chaetothyriales; Herpotrichiellaceae. Bases 1 to 732 code for a protein of 243 amino acids.
AUGGAGGAGUCCUCCAUAACUGCCAUCAAAGCCGAUUUCAUCCGAUCCCAAGUGCGGCAUCUCUCUGCACCGCUUGAACCUUUCCCGUACCAUCAACCUCUCUCCCUCGACGAGUCGGACAAUAGCCGUCUGAGCGAAAAAGCCACCCGAGACAUUGUACACAAGGUCAACGAGCGGAUCCGGCAACACAACCGCCGUGUAUACUCGGCGCAGUCGCAGCGACACGUCUCCGAGCAGAUUGAAUCUCUACACUGGAACCAGGUGGGCAACGACGAAGAGAGUGCAGAGCUCGACACAGUUGCCAUAAGACGCGAUGCGCUAUUGACACAGUCCGGAACGGUGGCAUCCUUGCCUGAAAACUACAUCGAUCUUCAUCUCCACCCUGAUCAUCGGCUAGACGAUGAGCAGGCGAAGCAAUACCAGAACUCGCGGCAGAGGUUGCUCACUUUGACCCAACAGCGAGACGAAAUGAGACAAAAGGUGCAACAGUACAGGCACCUGGUGACCAUGCUCGAACCGUUGAACGACCCCCAGGCAAACAUUCAGCCCAAUUUGGUGACCAGAGAUGGACAGUUGAGCAUCGAGUUGGAUCGCAUGCGCGUCCUUCUGGCCAGGGUUACCUCUCGAGUGGCAGAACUAGCCGACGCCCCUCGAAAGCCCGGUGCGCACGAAACAACGGUCAGAUCAAUACCAAGCCAGCAGAAAAUCGCCAACUUGAUGCAGCCGACUUGAAAAUGGGUCUGUUGUCAUCAAAUAUCACAUGAAUCCUGGUUCACAACGGCAGCCGCCAAGGACACGUUCUCAAAUGUUUGGAUAUUGAUACAUUCCACUAUCUCAACGCAAACGCCAGUCACCCUCAAUCACUCGUCAUCGGCCUCCUCGACAGUAGGUGCGAUAUGUCGUCUAGCGGCCACAGACUUGACCACCUCAGUCUCAGAUCCGGUCGUAGUGACCUCGGCUUGUGCUGGUCGAGAAGUGGGCUCGGCACUUGUGGCCGGG